AUGUCAUCGCUGUACGGGCCAGACUUCCCCGAGGACAACAGGGUGGAAACGGGGUCCGUCAACAUCGCCGCCGCGUCCUUCCCCGCCAUCUUCGACACCUCCUCCGUGAACCCCGACGAAGCGGCCAUCUCCAUCGUCGACAAGCUCAACCGCGCCGUGAACGAGAAGCACGCCGAGUCGCUCGCCGAUUUAUUCCUCGAUUCCUCCUACUGGCGAGACCACCUCUGCCUCUCGUGGGACUACCGCACCAUCAACGGCGGCGCCAACAUCUCCCGCUUCGUCGCCGACUCAGACUGGCGCAUCAGCCAUGUCGAGAUCGAUCGGUCGCGGCCCCAUCGCGCGCCCCAGCUGGCCACCAUGGACGUGGACAAGACCAUCAAGGUGGUCCGUUUCUUCGUCACCGUCGCGACCAAGCUCGGCAGGGGGCAGGGAGUGUUUCGCUUGACGCGGGUCGACGGGCAGUGGAAGAUUCUCACCUUGUACACUGUGCUGCAGGAGCUAAAGGGUCUGGAGGAACCCCGUGGGAGUCGACGACCCCACGGUAAGGAGUACGACGGGCUGGGCGGGAAUCCCACGUGGAAGGAGAACCGUCAAAGGGAGGAGAACGUCGAGAAGGAAGAUCCCGCUGUGCUAAUCAUCGGCGCCGGCCAGGCUGGUCUGUGUGCCGCUGCCCGCCUCAAGAUGCUCAAGGUCGAGACGCUCGUCAUCGACAGGGAGGAUCGCGUUGGUGACAACUGGAGGAACCGCUACCGACGACUCAUCCUCCAUGACCCUGUGUGGUCCGACCACCUUCCAUAUCUGCACUUUCCCGACCACUGGCCUGUGUACACGCCCAAGGACAAGCUCGGAGACUUCUUCGAGUCCUACGCUAGCCUCCUGGAACUCAACGUGUGGACAAAGACGGAGCUCGUCUCCUCGUCCUGGGAUGAGGAGAAGAGGCACUGGACCGUAACGGUUGAGCGCCAGGUGGGCGACAAGAAGGAAACACGGACCUUCCACCCUCGACACGUCAUCCAGGCGACGGGGCACUCUGGGAAGAAGAACAUACCCGUAAUCAAGGGGAUGGAAACCUUCAAGGGUCUGCUCUGCCACAGCGCCGAGUUCCCUGGGGCUAAGCCUGAAUCCAAGGGGAAGCGCGCGGUCGUUGUUGGGUCGUGCAAUUCGGGGCACGACAUCGCGCAGGACUACUACGAGAACGGCUACGAGGUCACCAUGCUACAACGCUCCUCUACCUGUGUCAUUUCGUCCUACUCAUCUGCUACCAUUGCCCUUGGGGAGCUAUACAGCGAGGGCAGUCCGCCAGUUGAUGAUGCGGAUGUGCUAAACCUCAGUCUCCCCGGGCCGCUUUCAAAGAGGGCGCAGAUCGAUACGGCUCUAGCCCAGCACAAGGAAGACAAGGAACUACUCGAGAGUCUGCAGAAGGCUGGGUUCAAGGUUGACAAGGGACCCGACUUUGGCGGGUUGAUUGCGAAGUAUUACCAGCGUGGAGGAGGGUAUUAUAUUGAUGUGGGCGCCAGCCAGUUGAUUAUUGACGGGAAGAUCAAGAUCAAGCACGGUCAGGAGGUCGAUGAGGUGACAGAGGAUGGCCUCAGGCUGACGGACGGGACGGUUCUGCCGGCCGACGAGGUGGUCUUUGCGACUGGCUACCAGAACAUGAGGACGCAGUCGCGUGUGAUUUUCGGUGACGAGGUUGCAGAUCGGCUGCAGGAUGUCUGGGGACUCGAUCAUGAGGGUGAGUUCCGCACGAUGUGGCGUCCUAGCGGCCACCCGGGCUUUUGGUUCAUGGGAGGCAACCUGUUGCUCUGUCGAUACUUUUCAGCGCUCUUGGCUCUGCAGAUCAAGGCUAGAGAGGUUGGGUUGGUCUAG
Messenger RNA from Clonostachys rhizophaga, 1866 nucleotides. NCBI's taxonomy places the organism in Eukaryota, Fungi, Ascomycota, Sordariomycetes, Hypocreales, Bionectriaceae. The record is from the annotation of a GenBank genome assembly.